GCGGCGCAGUGACGCCAGCGGAAGCGGCGGUGGCGGGUGGUGCGGAGCGGAGCGGCGCGGCGGGGCCGGGGCGAUGGACGAGACGAGCCCGCUGGUGUCGCCGGAGCGGGCCCAGGCUCCCGACUAUGGGCUGCCGGGGGGAGCCGUCCGCGCCCCCCCACCCGCCGCCCUCCCGCCGCCCCCUCCAUCCCCUCCCGCCUCCCCCGGCGGCCGCGACCGCGAACGGCAACCGCUGCUGGAGCGCGGGGCGCGGGGCCCGGCGGCGGCGGCGCAGGCCCAGGUGCAGGCCCAGGCCCAGGCGCAGGCCCAAGCCCAAGCCCAGGCCCAGGCUCAACGGGAGCGUAACGACUUCCCCGAGGACCCCGAGUUCGCUGAGGUGGUGCGGCGGGCCGAGCUGGCCAGCGAGCGCGGCAUCUUCCCCGAGCGCAUCUCGCAGGGCUCCAGCGGCAGCUACUUCGUCAAGGACCCGCAGGGGAAAAUCAUUGGUGUCUUCAAGCCCAAGAAUGAGGAGCCGUACGGACAGCUGAACCCCAAGUGGACCAAGUGGCUGCAGAAGUUGUGCUGCCCAUGCUGCUUUGGGAGAGACUGCCUUGUCCUCAACCAGGGCUAUCUGUCGGAGGCGGGCGCCAGCCUGGUGGACCAGAAGCUGGAACUCAACAUUGUUCCCCGCACAAAGGUGGUGUAUCUGGCAAGUGAGACCUUUAACUACAGUGCCAUCGACAGGGUGAAGUCCCGAGGAAAGAGGCUGGCCCUGGAGAAGGUGCCGAAAGUUGGCCAGCGCUUCAACCGCAUUGGUCUGCCGCCCAAGGUGGGCUCUUUCCAGCUCUUUGUGGAAGGCUACAAGGAUGCUGACUACUGGCUGCGGCGGUUUGAAGCUGAGCCACUCCCAGAGAACACCAACCGGCAGCUGCUGCUGCAGUUUGAGCGGCUGGUGGUGCUGGACUACAUCAUCAGGAACACAGAUCGGGGCAACGACAACUGGCUCAUCAAGUAUGACUGUCCCCUGGACAGCGCAGGCGUGCGGGACAGUGACUGGGUGGUAGUGAAGGAGCCCAUCAUCAAGCUGGCUGCUAUAGACAAUGGUUUGGCCUUUCCCUUGAAACAUCCGGACUCCUGGAGAGCCUAUCCAUUCUACUGGGCAUGGCUGCCUCAGGCCAAAAUCCCAUUUUCACAGGAGAUCAAGGACCUGAUUCUUCCCAAGAUCUCGGACCCCAACUUUGUCAAGGACCUGGAGGAAGAUCUAUAUGAACUCUUCAAGAAAGACCCUGGCUUUGACCGGGGACAGUUUCACAAGCAGAUUGCUGUCAUGAGAGGCCAGAUCCUGAACCUGACUCAGGCACUGAAAGAUGGGAAGAGCCCCCUGCACCUGGUUCAGAUGCCGCCUGUGAUUGUGGAAAUGGCGCGCUCCCACCAGCGCACUGCCAGCGAGUCCUACACGCAAAGCUUCCAGAGCCGGAAGCCUUUCUUCUCAUGGUGGUAGCUGUUGGAGCCACAGGCAGGGCUUGGCUGCCUCGGACUAGCACUGCGAGAGGAGCCGGGCCACCGCCGGCUCCUGUGGCUGGGACUCGACCCUCUGGGUGGAGCGAGCAGGUGUGGCUAGAGGAACCUGCAGCUGAACUGGAGGAGCCAGGCAGGUUGGGCACAGUCCCUCCCCAGCUCCGUUGGAGCUCAGUGCCCUGCCUGGGGCAGAGCCCAGGGGGAGGUGUGGGAAUCUGCUGGGAGCUGUGGCAUGGCGGGGACCCUGACCCUGCUGCCUUUCCUUGGCCUGCAUGCGGUUCUGAGCACCCGUGCUUGGGGUUGGGAUGAGCAGCCUGCAUGGGCCAGGAUCUGUCCACCCCUUUACACCAGCCACCGGCCCUUUUCUUCCCUGCUGUGCCAGCUGUCAAGCUGGGAAGGCCUGUAGUGGGUUACACCCCCUCCCUUUCCCCAAGGGUGUGCUGUACUCCAGUGUCCCUCCUCUGCCCCAACCCCGUGCACGCUGCUUUCCUCAGGGGGAGUUCCCGCUGGUGCAGCGGGGACCGCAAUGAACGGCUGUUCUCUGGCUGGAGGCUCGAGGAGGGGACGUAUGAGGGACAACUCAUGGAGCUGGCAUUGGGUGCAGUUCAGACACUGAGGGGAAAGAGGUUUUGCCUUGUUCUUGUGAAAUGCAGGUGGCUCUGAGAGGGGCUGUAGCUUAGUACCCCUGCGGGGGAGCCCCCCUCUCAGCUGGAGAGGGCUGAGGGUGGGUGUGAGUGCCCUCUCCCUCUCUCCUGCCCCAGUCCAUCCCUCCUGCCAGGUCUCCAUGGCUGCUCUUGCUUGGCUUUUGCCCCUGCUCCCAGCAAGCUCCCUGGCUGCUGUGCAGCCAGUGUGGUGCCAGCCUUGUCUGUGCCUAGGGACCCCCGAGGGGCAGGGGGCUGCCGGGGAAGGGCCAGGGGGGCUCUUCUACUGCAUGGGUGGGAGGUGUGAUGGGGGAGCACAGCGGGGGGCCAGCAUGGGCUCCUGGUUGCCCUGGUGCUGACAAUCUCACUGGCCUGCUGGGGGUGGGUGAGGCAGUGAGCCCCCCUCUCCCCAGAAGCUGCUGAGCUUGUGUUGUAUAAAACAGUACCAGGGCUGCCACCUGCAUCCGCUUGCCUUGAGCUGCAGCUUCUCCUGCUGCUGGGGGAAGCCGGUGUUGGGUCUCACUGUCCUGUUACCCCAUCUUUGGGGGAGGGGUGGGGGGAAAUGAAUAGGGGUUGGGGCUCUACUGCUUGGGCCUAGGAGUGGAGAGCGGCUCCCUUAUCUCCCAUGCAGGGAGGGGGCUCAGCGCUGGCUGUGCAAGUACAGGGUGGGCAGCGGUGAGACCCCAGCUCCUUGGCCAGGCCCAGCUGCAUCUCCAACUGCCCCAAAAUAUAUUGUUAUAACGCACUGUAGAAAUGUAUGUAAUGUAUUUAAACCAUGCAACUGUCUGAAUAACAGAGCUGCCCUUCA
Molecule: messenger RNA, 2946 nt
Organism: Phalacrocorax carbo (great cormorant)
Lineage: Eukaryota; Metazoa; Chordata; Aves; Suliformes; Phalacrocoracidae
Source: RefSeq, a predicted model, not a curated record